AUGGAUUCUGCUACACUGGGUAGGCUGGCGAUUAGCUUGCCACAACCAAGGCUGCAGCGGGAGGCUGCAGCGUCCAAGCUGCAGCUGCUGUGGGUGGCCUCCGCGCUGCAGCGCCGCCGCAACUUUUCCUUCAAACAACUCAGCGAGUCUUCGCGCCUUUCCGAGGCCAAGGCCGAGGAGUUGGUGGUCCAGGCCAUUGGUCACGGGCUGGUCGACGCCAAGGUGGACCAGAUCAACAAGGUGGUCCACGAUUCUUCUGUUUCCUCGCGGCUGGCGCUGCUGGGCCUGGACUGGGAUGCUGUUGCUGCUGCUGAUUUGCUGCUGCUGCUGCAGCAGUACUUGAAAAGCUCAGCAGCAGACAGCAGCAGCAGCAGCAGCAGCAGCAGCAGCAGCAGCAGCAGCAAGGAGCCCCACGUCAAGAAGGUGGAGAUAUAUCUUUCGGACUUUGGAAAGGAAAGAAUAGAAGUGGAAAAGAUUAAGGGGCCAGCAGUGGGUUUAGGGUACCACUGCGAGAAUAGUGACUGCGAAGGCCUCCAGGUGGCGCUUCACGAGGGGCAGUUUGGAAGACAGCGCAGCCAAACGUGGCGCGGUACUACGCGGACGCGAACGUAA
Molecule: messenger RNA, 612 nt
Organism: Eimeria necatrix
Lineage: Eukaryota; Apicomplexa; Conoidasida; Eucoccidiorida; Eimeriidae
Exons: 4
Coding region: 1-612 (203 amino acids)
Biological process (GO): rRNA processing
Molecular function (GO): RNA binding
Source: RefSeq, a predicted model, not a curated record